Messenger RNA from Dendrobium catenatum, 1800 nucleotides. Its product is annotated as microfibrillar-associated protein 1A. Gene Ontology annotation, molecular function: RNA binding. Gene Ontology annotation, biological process: mRNA splicing, via spliceosome. The coding region runs from base 93 to 1406 and encodes 437 amino acids. The transcript is spliced from 2 exons. Gene Ontology annotation, cellular component: U2-type spliceosomal complex. Lineage: Eukaryota; Viridiplantae; Streptophyta; Magnoliopsida; Asparagales; Orchidaceae. The record is from RefSeq and is a predicted model, not a curated record.
AACAUAGAUCAACAUAAUAGAGAAUUGUUACGCUUAGAGCUUGCGCAUAGUCAGGGAAGCUAGGGUUAGGGCGUUAUCGUUUGCCGGCUAUCAUGUCGGUGACGGCGGGUGUCAGCGACGCGGUGAUCGCGAUCCGCGACAAGCUCCGUGGGAAGAUUGGGCAGACGAAGGUGAAGAGGUACUGGCCUGGCAAAGCGCCAGAAUGGGCUGAGGAGGCAGAGGAGGAUGCUGAAUUCAGGACGGCAAGGGCUGCGGCACUCGAGAAAGCUUUUCCCAUCCAUGAAGAUUCUUCUGCCAACAUUUCGCGGAAGGACGAUCGUAGGUUACGACGCCUGGCCGAGCUAAGGGCUGAGAAUAAGGAAGAGGUGAGGGCCGACCACCGUCGGAUCCGGCAAGCUGAGAUCAUUUCUACUAUUGAAGAGGAGAGCAGCAGGCAGGAUGGGUUGGAUUUGGAAGAGGAGGAUGAGGAUGCCUUGGAGGAGAGGAGGAGGAGGAUACGGGAGAAGCUGCUUCAGAGGGAGCAGGAAGAAGCUGCUACAGCACUUCCUACUGUGGAGGAGGAAGAGGAGAUUGAGGAGGAGGAAGAGGAGGAGUCUGAAUACGAGACUGACUCUGAAGAAGAGCAAAUGGGCAUUGCCAUGGUGAAGCCUGUCUUCAUCCCCAAGUCUCAGAGGGACACUAUUGCCGAGCGUGAGAGGCUUGAAGAGGAGGAGAGACGUCUUGAGGAGCUUGCAAAGAGAAGAAUUGAGGAGAGAAAGGUUGAGACAAAACAAAUUGUUGUUGAGGAGAUACGGAAAGAUGAACAGAUUCAGAAAAAUUUGGAAGCUGAUGCGGAUAUUGCAGAUGUUGAUACCGAUGAUGAAUUGAACGAGGCUGAUGAGUAUGAAUCUUGGAAGGUUAGGGAAAUUGCAAGAAUUAAGAGGGAAAGGGACGACAGAGAGGCAAGAUUGAGGGAGAAGGAGGAAAUUGAGAAGUUGAGGAAUAUGACGGAGGAGGAGCGCAGGGAAUUGGAGAGGAAGAACCCUAAGCCUCUUCCUCAAACAAAGCAGAAGUGGAAGUUCAUGCAGAAGUACUUCCACAAGGGUGCCUUCUUUCAGUCAGAUGCUGAUGAUCAUGCAACUACUGCUGGUACAGAUUCAAUCUACAGACGUGACUUCUCAUCUCCUACAGGUGAAGAUAAGAUGGACAAGACUAUUUUGCCUAAGGUUAUGCAAGUCAAGCACUUUGGUCGCAGUGGAAGGACCAAAUGGACUCAUCUUGUCCAGGAAGAUACUACUGAUUGGAAUACCCCGUGGACUGCUAAUGGCCCUCUUCGAGCGAAGUACAAUGCAAAAAUGGCAGGCAUGAAUGCCCCAAUAGAAAAACCCAAAGGGAGCAGGAAGUUGAAAGAUUGGGAAAGUUCAUAGGUCCUUUUCUUUGAAGUUCCUUUUUCAUUUUAAGAACACGUUGAAGAGAACAUUUUCACAUAGCACAAGUAAGAGCUAUCUUUGAGGUUAAAUUGUGGUAAUGAGUUCUAUGUUCUGCAGCAUUUACUCUACCAUUUAAUUUUAUGAUCUUUCAUGAUAGUAACUCUCCUUGGUUGGAGUAUUUAAAAGUGUAUUUGUAUCUAGUUACUAAGUUCCAUAAUUGGAUAUCAGUUUAGUAGAUUCCAAUGGGACCUCAAAUUUAGCCAUGUAUGAGGAGGAUUUAUUUGGUCGUUAAUCUAGGUCUGUUAUAAGUUCUUAAAAAAAAACCUUGAUUGAUCAGAUAUGAUCUCCAUUGUUACAUUAAUAAAAUUUAUAAUGCAGCUUUUUAUGCUUA